Pistacia vera is the source of this 2552-nucleotide messenger RNA. Its product is annotated as ubiquitin-like-specific protease ESD4. Lineage: Eukaryota; Viridiplantae; Streptophyta; Magnoliopsida; Sapindales; Anacardiaceae. Gene Ontology annotation, molecular function: deSUMOylase activity. Bases 431 to 1999 code for a protein of 522 amino acids. The transcript has 9 exons. Gene Ontology annotation, biological process: protein desumoylation. Gene Ontology annotation, cellular component: nucleus. The record is from RefSeq and is a predicted model, not a curated record.
AGUUUUUAUUAUUGUAUUUUUUUAUUGUGUUUGUGCCGCGAAAAUUUGUUGCCGUACCAUAAGAAAUACCACAUGAACGGCGAAGCCAAACCUUUUUAGAUCCGAAACCACUUCAACAGAACACAAAUUUGCUCGUACAAAAUCUCAAUAUCUGUCUUUGUUUUGCUUUGAGUUACACUUUUCACUCCUCAUCAUUUGCUUUUUAUUUCAGUUAUACCCUUAAUCUGUGAAAUAUUAGGGUUUUAGUUUAGGUCUCCCAGGUCGAAUUUUAUAGCUACCUUUUUCUUUUGAAUUCAGUUAUAUUUGCUCAAGACCUAGGUCAUUCAGUUGCACUAUUACAUCUAGGGUUCUCACAUGAUUUCUCUGCAAAAUGGGGUUUUCUAAAUGGGAUUGAAGUUUUUAGGGUUUUCUAAUUUCAAGUUUAAAACCAAUGGGUGCUCUGACGAGCAAUCGUAAACGUGGCGACGAGUACUUAUCAUUGAAUCAUCUCCAAAGUCCAUAUCAAAACUCUCACGUUUCAAAGCGACCCCGGUUUUCUUUCAUGCACCAGACCCCAAACCAAGAUUUAGUUUCAUCGAACAGCACGGUUUCGAGAAUCUCUAAGUACCCGGACGCCAGAGCCCCUCUGAAAAGACAAGUACAUGCCCCUUGUAGAAUUCUCAAAUUUGGAUUCUCCGACAAGCUAAAACAGGAUUCAAGCCCGAAAAGUGCUCGUGGGUAUCGUGAAAAUCAAGAAUCAGGUAAUGCUAUGGGUAAUUUGUUGACUUCUCGCUUAGUUGAGGCAAAGAAAACAGCAUUUGAUGCAAUUAGGUAUUUGAGAAAAGAUAAGCAAGUGAUUGAUGUUGAUAAGGAAUAUAAUGAUAAGAAGGAGAUAGUUUCUGAUGAUUCAAGUGUUGAAGAAGUUGAGAAUGAGAAGAAUGAGAAAUUUGAGGUACCAGUUAGGGAAAUUAGUGGGAAAGCUGUGGAGGAGAGAAAUCAUAAUAAUUUCCAGCCAUCGUCUUCUUCUGUGGUUACUACAGAUAUGAAUAAUGGUGUUGCUGAUGGUGAUAUUUUGAGAAUGGAGAGUGCGGAGAAGAUAUUGGAUUCAUUGUCGUUAAAUCGGGAGGUAAUUGGUGUGCCUAAUCUUGAGGUGUAUAAGAAGUUGUUGGAGAGUGCAGAGAGGAGGAGUUCUAAGUUGAACUCAAUAGGGUUUGAGAUUGAGUUGAAUGAGAAGCGUCGCGAUUCUCUCAGGCUGUUGCAGCCCCUGAAGCAACCAGAGGAAAAACUGGUAGAGGAAGUACCUCGCGAACCCUUUGUCCCUCUGACAGAGGAGGAAGAAGCUGAGGUUGGUCGUGCAUUUGCUCCUAAUAGGAGGAGGCAGGUCUUGAUCAGUGAUUCGGGGACAGAUAUUGACAUUACUGGACAAAUUCUACAGUGCCUUAGGCCAGGUGCAUGGUUGAAUGAUGAGGUCAUAAAUGUAUAUCUGGAGUUACUGAAAGGCAGGGAAAAGAGGGAUCCAAAGAAGUUUCUGAAAUGCCAUUUCUUCAACACAUUUUUUUACAAGAAGUUAGUGAGUGGCAACAAGGGCUAUGAUUUUAAAGCCGUGAAAAGAUGGACGUCCAUCAAGAAGUUGGGAUACACUCUCCUUGAGUGUAACAAAAUAUUUGUUCCUAUCCACAGAGAGAUACAUUGGUGCUUGGCUGUUAUCAAUAAGAAGGAUAAGAAAUUUCAAUAUCUUGAUUCGCUGAAAGGAAGGGAUAUGAAAGUGCUGAAUGCCUUGGCUAGAUAUUAUGUGGAGGAAGUGAAAGACAAGAGUGGAAAAGACAUAGAUGUAAGCGAUUGGGAGCAAGAAUUUGUUGAAGACCUUCCUGCACAGGAGAAUGGGUUUGACUGUGGUAUGUUUAUGCUCAAAUAUGUUGACUUUUAUAGCAGAGGUCUAGGGCUUUGUUUUGACCAGAGUCAUAUGCCCUAUUUUCGUGUGAGAACAGCAAAAGAGAUCCUGAGAUUGAGAGCUGACUGAUUGAAAUUGUGAAUCAGCUAUUUGUAACUUACUGUGGCGCCCUUUUAUUAUUUCACCAUUUAGCAGAUAGCAGGUCUUCGUUUGGAGAUGGUUGUGGAUUCUGCUGAUUUAAUAACAUGAUGUGGUACGCCAUAGAAUUCUGCACCAAUGAAAUAGCCGAUCUUCUGAGGAUGCUUUCACCAUUUUGAAGGUUCUUUUAAGUGAUGGCUACGCUUAAGUUUUGGUUUUUAGAUUGGUUGAUAGAUCAAAGAUUAUCCUGGUAAAAUGACUUAAGAUAUAGUGCGAUUUAGUGUACAAGGCAGGAGCAGUGAGUGGUAUAUAAUCUGUAUAUGUAAGCAUAAGGUGUGGCAUAGAUUUUGGUAAGUUUAUAUUCGAAAUGUUAGGAUUCAUGUUUAGUUUACUUGCAUCUUGGUUUCUCUUGCUCUGCUUCCGGAUCCAUCUUUUUUGCUGGUUUACUAAAGCCGUCCCUUUUUCAAUCUUGAGUUUGAUCCACAAUUGUAAUGAUCAAUUUGAAAUUUAAGAAAUGAGAAAUUACCUGUUUGGCAUUGUGGAA